AUGAGGGAAAUUCUCCACAUCCAGGGUGGCCAGUGCGGCAACCAGAUCGGUGCGAAGUUCUGGGAGGUCAUCUGUGAGGAGCACGGCAUUGACCCUUUGGGUAACUACAAGGGAGACUCCGCGCUGCAGUUGGAGCGCGUCAAUGUGUACUACAACGAGGCUAGCGGUGGACGCUAUGUUCCUCGCGCCAUCCUCAUGGAUUUGGAGCCUGGUGUGAUGGACAGUGUCCGCUCUGGACCUUACGGCAAGGUUUUCCGUCCUGACAACUUCGUUUUCGGACAAUCCGGUGCUGGCAACAAUUGGGCUAAGGGCCACUACACUGAGGGUGCAGAGUUGAUCGAUUCGGUCCUCGAUGUCGUCCGCAAGGAAGCCGAGAACUGCGAUUGCCUACAAGGCUUCCAAGUGUGCCACUCCCUCGGUGGUGGCACGGGAUCUGGAAUGGGAACCCUCCUCAUUUCUAAGAUCCGUGAAGAGUAUCCCGACCGCAUGAUGCUGACCUUCUCGGUGUUCCCUUCGCCGAAGGUGUCAGACACUGUCGUGGAGCCUUACAACGCCACUCUCUCCGUGCACCAGCUCGUCGAGAAUGCGGACGAGUGCAUGGUCCUGGACAACGAGGCGCUCUAUGACAUUUGCUUCCGCACUCUUAAGCUCGCCAACCCCAGCUUCGGUGACCUCAACCAUUUGAUUUCGGCUACUAUGAGUGGCGUCACCUGCUGCCUGCGCUUCCCUGGCCAGCUGAACUCCGACCUGCGGAAGCUCGCGGUCAACCUCAUUCCCUUCCCUCGCCUGCACUUCUUCAUGGUCGGCUUCGCUCCCCUCACGUCCCGCGGCUCUCAGCAGUACCGGGCUCUGACCGUCCCUGAGCUGACCCAGCAGAUGUGGGAUGCGAAGAACAUGAUGUGCGCCGCUGAUCCCAGACACGGCCGCUACCUGACCGCGUCCGCCAUGUUCCGCGGGAAGAUGAGCACCAAGGAGGUUGACGAGCAGAUGCUGAAUGUGCAGAACAAAAACUCGUCGUACUUCGUUGAAUGGAUUCCCAACAACGUGAAGUCCUCCGUCUGCGACAUUCCUCCCCGCGGUCUGAAGAUGGCGUCCACCUUCGUCGGCAACAGCACGAGUAUCCAGGAGAUGUUCAAGCGUGUGAGCGAGCAGUUCACUGCUAUGUUCCGGCGCAAGGCUUUCUUGCAUUGGUACACGGGCGAGGGCAUGGACGAGAUGGAGUUCACUGAGGCGGAGAGCAACAUGAACGACCUGGUGAGCGAGUACCAGCAGUACCAGGAGGCCUGCGCUGAAGACGACCAGGAGUACCUUGGCGAGGACGCGGAGCCAGCGAUGUAA
Closterium sp. Yama58-4 is the source of this 1338-nucleotide messenger RNA. The record is from the annotation of a GenBank genome assembly. Lineage: Eukaryota; Viridiplantae; Streptophyta; Zygnematophyceae; Desmidiales; Closteriaceae.